AAGCAACCACCGCUCCUACUGCUGCCACAACACGGGCACUACACUGUAAGACACGUUAAAGGAAUGCGCACCUAAAUAAAGAUGCACGAACCGAGCUAAUGCGGCGUGCUGUUGUGAUAGAAAGGUAUUCCUGUCACUGAGUCCGGAACUAGCCAUUCCCUCCUUUUAACCCAGGACAAACCCCGCCUUCGCCGGGCUGCCAUAGGCGAGCCAGCACGUUUCCUCGGUCCGUCGGUUUCAGCUACAUCGCUGAGCCGGUGGUGUGUCGGGGCUUCAGCGCCGUUGAAAACUCGGUAUGAUGGCUAAACUGGAACGUAAACAAUGAGGUUCGUCUUCGCGGUAAAUACAGGGUUUCUUCCUUUUUACUACAGCCUUCCGGAGAAAAUGUCCAGGACAUCCUGCUCAGGUUCAACCUGACACUGACAGUCGCUGCCUCGGCCACCGCACUUUUACCGGACUGCCGCGGGACACUGGGAAUGAAUGACUUCUUCGGGAAAGCUAUAACUGUGGAUCCUCCUCAUCAUUUUACCUCAAAUUAAUGUGCUUAAAAUGAACCUGGGCUGACCCGGCAUCCACUUCGCUCAAGAUGUCCUCCACCACUUUAUCAGAGGUCAGUCAAACUCCCCUGAAGGACCUGCCAGUGGACAGCUGGAUGAGCCAUCUUCCAAAUGCUCUGUGGGAUAUCCCUCUGUUUAAUUUGACCAUUCCAGGAAGUCACAAUGCUAUCACUUACUGUUUGGACAAAAAUGACCGCUCCCCAGUUGACCUCACACAGCCAGACAUGCUGCAGAAGCUAGACAAGUACAUGAAGCCCAUCAUACGGCCGUUUGUUUACAAGUGGGCAAUAACACAGGAGCGCAGUGUGCGUGAGCAGUUGGAUUGCGGCGUGAGGUACUGUGACCUAAGGAUAGCACAUCGGCCCAAUGACAGCUCCUCGGACCUCUACUUUUACCAUGGGGUUUAUACCACUGUUACUGUUGAGACAGUACUGAAGGAAAUCAAGGCAUGGCUGGAUGCUCAUCCCAAAGAGGUAGUCAUCCUGUCUUUCAGCCAUUUCCUGGGCCUCAGUCAAGAGCUCCAUACGCUGCUUAUCUCCACCAUAAAGAAUGUUUUUGACUCAAAGCUGUGCCCUAAAACGGAAGGUGUUACAUUGAAGAAUUUGUGGAGUUUGGGUUACCAGCUCAUUGUCUCAUAUGACAACCAUGCAGCAAAUUGCCACAGAGAGUUGUGGUCUCAUAUCCCUUACUGGUGGGCCAACAAAUGCAAAGCAGAAGCCCUGAUCGAGGAGUUUGAACGCAGAAAAAAUAAUGGUCGCCCAGGGGGGUUCUUUGUGACUGGGAUUAAUCUCACUGAAGACCUGAAGUACAUCUGUUCGCAUCCCACAGAAUCACUGAAGGACCUGGUGAUGUCCACCUACCCCACCUUGCUCAGCUGGGUCAGGGAGCAGAAGCCUGGCUCCAACGCUGGCUCUCUCAAUAUCAUAGCAGCGGAUUUUGUUACUGAAAGCCAGUUCAUACCAACUGUCAUAGCACUGAAUGAAAACCUGCUCAGUAGGAGCACAUGAUGAUGAUGGUUGUGAAGUAGCUGUAGCACAACAUUUGGCGCAUGCCACACAGGUUAUUGCUUUCUGAAUAGACCUUUAGAUUGUUGCUGGGACUUGUUAAUUGUGAUGAAUAUUUUUUUCAGUUGUGGGAUAGGAUGAUGCAAUGCACUAAUUUUUAAGCCUUUGGUGUUAACUUCUUAAUCUUACUGUUGCACUGUCUUUAUUCUAAGCUCUUAUUAUGGCAAUAUUUAUUAGGGAUUUUUAAGGGCAUGUUAAGUAGAAGUGUCUUGACAGAAUAUUACAUGGAAUUAGCCUUCUCUGUAGAGGAAUUCCAUUCUAAAAAUCUGUCAGUGACAUGCACAGAUUCCUUUCGCAUACACUUGGUGAUCUGAUUUCUGGACCUUUUAGGUCAUUGGUCCGCUCCAAACUCUAAACCUGACCCCUGGUAUAAUAGGGAAAAUCUUACAAAACUCUCAUUUUUUUGUAUUGUGAAACAGACUCCUUUGCAGACACUCUGGGCAAAACAGUUUUAUGUGCAAAAGAGCCCUGUGAUCAGUGAGAGAAAAUGAAUGGAAAAAGGCAAAAACAGUUAUACAGAAUGAUUUGUAGAUGGAAUUGGCCUUUACUGGUGGUAUAUAAGGAAUAUUACUUGGGUACAAAGGGGGUAAAUGCUCAUGACAAUCUAUGAGCGGAAAUACUUUUUUUCUGCUGUUGUCAGAAACGCGGUCAAUUGUUUAUCUCUUUUAUCUCUUAUAUAAGGACAAGCCGUGUGGGUGGUCAUAUGAUAGGUAGUCAACCAGUAAUAUGCAACAUAAUGUUAUUAUUGAACUGGUGUCAAAUAUGUAAUAUUACUGAGGCCCAGGUUUACAGAAAAAAAAACAUUAGUCUAAAGCACAAUAUUAGAUAUGGCAUGCACUUCAUAAAGCACAAUAAACUGAACAUAGUAACAGAGUUUCAUAAUUUCAGUAUCACGUCUGCACAAAUGUGUAGCCUAAUUAACAGCAAGCUCUAGUUCCCAGUAUAUUAAUUAAUAUUUGGAGGACAUGAUCAUAAUUAAUAUACCUCUGCAUGAUUUCUUACAACCCAAAGCAUGAACACUGUUACUCCCCUACAAACGUUCUUUGCACAACAGAUAAUUGAUCAUGCAUGUCCUUUAUCCAUGUUCAUUGGCCCUUUUGGAAAACAUGCACUGGAAUGAAUGAUUACUAUAUUAAAUGCACAUACAUGGUACGCUGUUGAAUGUUUGAAAAGGUUUGAAAUAAAGGGAACUUGAUUGAA
Molecule: messenger RNA, 2821 nt
Organism: Pygocentrus nattereri (red-bellied piranha)
Lineage: Eukaryota; Metazoa; Chordata; Actinopteri; Characiformes; Serrasalmidae
Gene: plcxd1.1
Product: phosphatidylinositol-specific phospholipase C, X domain containing 1
Exons: 7
Coding region: 587-1564 (325 amino acids)
Biological process (GO): lipid metabolic process
Molecular function (GO): phosphoric diester hydrolase activity
Source: RefSeq, a predicted model, not a curated record